AUGGCGACGCUGGUUCUGCUCCUGUCUGUGCUCAGUUUGGCUGCUGGUGGAAAGGUGCUGGUAACAUAUGUGGAUGGGAGUCCUUGGUUCACCAUGCGGGAAGUGUUGGACAGACUCAGGCAGAAGGGGCAUGAAAUAGUCGUCGUUGCACCAGAUAUAAAUUUAAACAUUAAGCCAACGGAGAAUUUUGUUAUGAAAACUUACCCAGUUCCUUACAAACAGGAAGAGUCAGACGGAGUUUUUCAGGCAUUUUUACAAGAUUUAUUUGAAGAAGGAUCUUUUUUGGAAAGAUUUCUUAAAGCAUACAAAGGUGUAAAAAACGUCUCUGAUGAGGUAUUAUCCGACUGUGCACGCUUACUGUCCAACAAGGAGCUUCUCAGAUAUCGGGAAAGCAAGUUUGAUGCCAUACUUUCCGACCCUGCCCUACCCUGCGGGCCCAUCCUGGCUGAGCAUCUCUCAGUCCCUUCCGUGUUUUUUUUGCGACUAAUACCCUGUGCUUUAGAUAUUGACGCCACUCAAUGUCCCAAUCCACCUUCUUAUGUCCCCAGGGGAUUCACAGACCUUGCAGACAGCAUGAACUUUCUGCAGCGCGUG
Messenger RNA from Opisthocomus hoazin, 594 nucleotides. The record is from RefSeq and is a predicted model, not a curated record. Lineage: Eukaryota; Metazoa; Chordata; Aves; Opisthocomiformes; Opisthocomidae.